GGGCAGGCAGGCAGCGGGACGAACAGCCGCGCUUCUGGAAGGUUCUCCGAGUGCGCAGGAGCGGAGGGAGCGGCGCGGGUGGCGCGGAGCGGAGGCCCCGGGGUCACGAGACCGUUGGGUGGGCGGAGCCGGCGGCCGGGGAGGUUCCAGUCUGUUCGGCCUCGCGGCAGCCGCCCCCCUCGCACGGUCACGCCGAGCUCCGCGCCCGGGCCUGGAACCGGGGCCGCCGCCGCCGCCGCCGCCGCCUGCGCACCAUGGACCCCCGCAAAGUGAACGAGCUUCGGGCUUUCGUGAGGAUGUGUAAGCAGGACCCGAGCAUCCUGCACGCCGAGGAAAUGAGCUUCCUGAGGGAGUGGGUGGAGAGCAUGGGGGGUAAAAUACCACCUGCUCCCCACAAAACAAAGUCAGAAGAAAGAAUAAAGGAGGAAAAAGCAGAUAGUAACAAGGCGGAGGAAAACAUCGAGGCUGAGGAGCCGUCGAGCGAGGAAAGUGAUCUAGAAAUUGACAAUGAGGGUGUAAUUGAACCAGACACUGAUACUCCUCAGGAAAUGGGAGAUGAAGAUGUAGAGAUAACCGAGGAGAUGAUGGAUCAGGCAAAUGAGAAGAAGGCGGCCGCCAUUGAUGCUCUGAAUGAUGGUGAACUACAGAAAGCCAUCGACUUGUUCACAGAUGCCAUCAAGCUGAAUCCUCGCCUGGCCAUCCUCUAUGCCAAGAGAGCCAGCGUCUAUGUCAAAUUACAGAAGCCAAAUGCUGCUAUCCGAGAUUGUGACAGAGCCAUUGAAAUUAAUCCCGAUUCAGCUCAGCCUUAUAAGUGGCGAGGGAAAGCCCACAGACUUCUGGGCCACUGGGAAGAAGCCGCCCAUGACCUUGCCCUUGCAUGUAAACUGGAUUAUGACGAUGAUGCUAGUGCCAUGCUGAAAGAAGUCCAGCCCAGGGCCCAGAAAAUUGCAGAACAUCGGAGAAAAUAUGAGCGUAAACGUGAAGAGCGGGAGAUCAGAGAACGAUUAGAACGGGUUAAGAAGGCUCGGGAAGAACAUGAAAGAGCCCAGAGGGAGGAAGAAGCCAGACGACAAUCAGGACCUCAGUAUGGAUCUUUCCCAGGUGGCUUUCCUGGGGGAAUGCCUGGUGGUGCUUUUUCUGGAGGAAUGCCUGGAAUGGCAGGAAUGGCAGGAAUGCCCGGACUCAAUGAAAUUCUUAGUGAUCCAGAGGUUCUGGCAGCCAUGCAGGAUCCAGAAGUUAUGGUGGCCUUUCAGGAUGUGGCCCAGAAUCCAGCAAACAUGUCCAAAUAUCAGAGCAACCCAAAGGUCAUGAAUCUUAUCAGUAAAUUGUCAGCGAAAUUUGGAGGUCAGUCAUAAUGUCCUCUUGAAAAGCCCUUGCUGAAGAAAAGGCGAGUUAGAUCACCCGUGGAUGUCGCAAUAAUAGAAACCAGUGUACCUCUGACCUUCUUGUGAAGAAAGCUGGGGUGCUUUGAAUAUGAUCCGUAGCCCUCUGCCCCAUAUGCAACUGAAACAUUUGCCAUUUAGGGUACUCAUUCAGAUAAUGUUUCCUACUAGGAAUUAUAAACUUCAAAUAUUUUUAAACGGUAAAAAUAUUUAAGACCAAUUAAAAGGGUGUGAUAAUCCCUGCAUAAUCUCUCUAAUCCUCUUGAGUCUUUAUUGCUCAGUUUGGUGAAAUAAAAGCUUGACAUCUGGAGGUAAUUAUAAAAUUUCAGUAGAGAAAUUUUGAGUUGGCUAUAU
Sorex fumeus (smoky shrew) is the source of this 1736-nucleotide messenger RNA. RefSeq names its product ST13 Hsp70 interacting protein (gene ST13). NCBI's taxonomy places the organism in Eukaryota, Metazoa, Chordata, Mammalia, Eulipotyphla, Soricidae. The record is from RefSeq and is a predicted model, not a curated record. Gene Ontology annotation, molecular function: protein dimerization activity; Hsp70 protein binding. Bases 255 to 1355 code for a protein of 366 amino acids. The transcript has 12 exons.